CAAAUUUCUUAAAGUUACUCAGCAUUUUCAGAACCAGAACCAAUUCAUCCGAUUCAUCCAUCCAUUCGAUUCAUCCGAUUUAUCAAGAUGUUUGAGAAAUUGACAAGUAAAUUAAGAAAUCAAAAAGAAACUGAAACAGAAACAGAAACAGAAGAAGAAGAAGAACUAUCAUUACUAGAUCAUUCAUCCAAUCGAUUCUCUUCAACAACCCAUCAUCAAACCAGAACCGGAAGAAGAAGUCCCCGAUCAUCAAGACCCACGAAAACACUAAUCAUCAGUUUAAUCAUCAGUUCGAUCAUUCUAAUCAUCAUCAUCAUCCUUUUCUCGAUCCCAGAAAGAGUUCUAAAGAACCCAUCCAAAGAUUACCAAAUCGAUUGGAAAGCUUCAUCACCUAGACCACCAGCCACAUUCAAAAACAUUUGGGGAUUGAAAUCACCUACAGUAGGAUCGAUCGAAUGGAAAGAAAUGUACCCUGGACCUAAACCCUCAGGACCGGUUCCACAACCACAAUGGAUCUCACGUUACAACUCAUUAGUUCGAGAAAGACCUAAUUUCUUAUCAUACAUCUCAUCUAUACCUCAAGCAAACCUUUCGAGAACUAAUGGAUUGGCUGUUUAUCCUGAGAAGACGGUGUUGGGAUCUGAUGGGAUUUGUAGUUUUCGUAGAACUAGUUGUUUGAGAGGUUUAAAGGAAGAUCGAGGGAUGGGAUUGCAGGAUGUUUGGGAUGGGGUACCUGGCACUUGGAGUGUGGGGUUUGAUGAUGGUCCUUUACCUCCGAGUGAUAGGCUUUAUAAAUUCCUUGAUACUCAAAACCAAUCAGCUACACAUUUUUGGAUCGGAUCAAAUGUUAGAGAUCAUCAUGAACUGGCUUUGAAGGCGUAUAAAAGAAAUGAUCAUUUAGCAGUUCAUACUUGGUCACAUGCUCAUCUUACUACACUUUCAGAUCAUGAAGUCUUAGGAGAACUAGGAUGGACUAUCCAAGUGAUUUAUGAUUUGACGGGAUUGAUUCCUUUGUACUAUCGACCACCAUAUGGAGAUGUUGAUAACCGAAUAAGAGCCCUAGCAAAAUAUGUGUUUGGGUUAAAGACUUUAAUGUGGAACUCAGAUACAUCAGAUUGGACUCUUAACCAAACCUACGCCAUUGGAGAUUACAUAGACCCACCUAUGCAAAACUUUGGAAUUCAAGAAUCUUUAAACCAAUUAAACCAUCAUCUUAAAGAGAAUCCAAACCAAAGACCUGUAGAAGAAAGAAAAGGAAUGAUUAUACUUGAACAUGAGUUGAGUGAAGAAAGUGUUAGGGUUUUUGAGAUGAGUUUUCAGGAUGUUAGGAAGGAGGGGUAUGUGGUUUGUAAUGUUGCGCAGUGUUUGAAGGCUGAUUGGUAUCAAUGAUCAUUAGAAUAAUCAAUUCUUUAGGGUUUUUUUAUAUAUAGAUUAAUCGAAAACUUUAUGAGGUUGUCACUUUUUCUUUUGAACAAUUUAUGACUUGUUUUUUACGAAAUGAUUUUUUGUGUAUAUAUUUAGAUAUGAAACAUUUCAAAAUGAGUUUAUCUUUUUUCUUUAUUAAGAUUGAUGUUUUAUUUUAUUUUUUUUGAAUGAGAUUUAUGAAAAAUAUUCAACUUGAUGAAAUGUUACAUAGAUUUAUGAUUUCUUUUUGAAUGUAUUUUUUGAUUGAUUUAUUUAAAGUCAUUUUUGAUUGAGUAAUUGUUGGAAUUGAUGAAGUGCAGCAUUUUUUUUC
Molecule: messenger RNA, 1735 nt
Organism: Melampsora larici-populina 98AG31
Lineage: Eukaryota; Fungi; Basidiomycota; Pucciniomycetes; Pucciniales; Melampsoraceae
Product: family 4 carbohydrate esterase
Exons: 3
Coding region: 88-1389 (433 amino acids)
Biological process (GO): carbohydrate metabolic process
Cellular component (GO): membrane
Molecular function (GO): chitin deacetylase activity
Source: RefSeq, a predicted model, not a curated record